Messenger RNA from Caenorhabditis remanei, 996 nucleotides. RefSeq lists its product as uncharacterized. The coding region runs from base 1 to 996 and encodes 331 amino acids. Gene Ontology annotation, molecular function: protein binding. Gene Ontology annotation, biological process: embryo development. The transcript is spliced from 3 exons. NCBI's taxonomy places the organism in Eukaryota, Metazoa, Nematoda, Chromadorea, Rhabditida, Rhabditidae. The record is from RefSeq and is a predicted model, not a curated record.
AUGGAGAAACCUUUUCCCCUUUUCCGUCUACCGAGAAUUGUAAUUGAAGAAGUUAUACGCAUAAUGAGCCCGUUUGAAAUCAUUAACUUCGCGAUGACUUCAUUGAAAAGCAAGACUUUAAUUAAGUCUUUACUUACAAACAGGCGAAACUCUUACGCCGAGUUACAAUUGAAUACAUAUAAGGAAUCGGAGAUCUCUAUUAUAGGAUUCCAAGUGUUAUUUGAAUGUAAAGUGACAUCCGAUAAAACAAAGGAUGGGAUGAGAGAAUACAAAGAGUAUAUGGAAACUGAGAAAAUUUACACAUUAUGGAUUUAUUCGGAAAACGUGAUAGACGGCUGGAUGAAAGUGGUGAAAACUGUGAAAGAGAUUUUCAAGUUCAAAAAACAUCUUGUUAGAUUCGAAAUUGACAACUUUCCGACACAGAACAAAUCAAUUGUGGACUUUAUAAAGUCUCUAACUCCAUCGAUUGAAAGAUGUGUGUUCGAAGGAUUUGCUGAAACAGAUGAAGACUUUGAGUACUUUCUGAACAACCUGAAUGUCACUGAAUACAUAGAAAUUAAUGAGGAAUUCAGUGAUAAUUUCAAGUUUCCACAGGACAACUAUCUUGAAUAUUUUUCUAUUGAUCCAGGAAACUGGGUCACAUUUGAUCAGCUUCUUCAUCUGAAAACAUGUAGACUAUUCAUCCAAGGUUCUCCAUUAACAAACUAUGAACUGAACCAGUUUCUAAUCCUUUGGAUGGCUUCUGAAUGCCAUCAGAAUCUGAAUUUUUUCGCAAUAAACAUCACUGACCCCCAAUCUCUCGACAUCAUUUUUAAUCUACCACAUGAGAGGAUCAAUCCUGAUGUUGAACGGAUUGGUAGACUACCGAAUAACGACACUAUUUCAUUACGCGGAGAAAUCGAUAUCAAGAGGAACGACGGGAUGACUGCAACCAUUAAUUUCAAUUGGAGAGAGGACCAAAUGUUACUGCAAAUGGUGGUCUCUCGAAUUGAUUGA